AUGGGUUGCUGUGGUUGCAGAGGCAGCUGUGGUGGCUGUGGCGGCUGUGGUGGCUGUGGUGGCUGUGGAGGCUGUGGUGGCUGUGGAGGUUGUGGUGGCUGUGGUGGCUGUGGUGGCUGUGGUGGUGGCUGUACCACUUGUACUUGCUACCGUGUGGGCUGCUGCUCUGCCUGCUGCCCCUGCUGCUGUGGCUGCUGUGGAGGCUGCUGCAGUCCAACAGUUGUCUGCUGCCGCCGCACCUGCUGCUCUGGCUCCUGUGGCUGUGGCUGUGGCUGUGGUGGUGGCUGUGGUAAGGGCUGUGGCUGUGGCAAGGGAUGCUGCCAACAGAAAUGUUGCUGCCAGCAAUGCUGCUGUAAGAGGCAAUGCUGCUGCUAG
Messenger RNA from Dromiciops gliroides (monito del monte), 375 nucleotides. Its product is annotated as small cysteine and glycine repeat-containing protein 5-like. The record is from RefSeq and is a predicted model, not a curated record. The transcript has a single exon. NCBI's taxonomy places the organism in Eukaryota, Metazoa, Chordata, Mammalia, Microbiotheria, Microbiotheriidae. Bases 1 to 375 code for a protein of 124 amino acids.